This is a messenger RNA of Mugil cephalus (flathead mullet), 1049 nucleotides long. RefSeq names its product cellular tumor antigen p53-like. Gene Ontology annotation, cellular component: nucleus. The record is from RefSeq and is a predicted model, not a curated record. The coding region runs from base 1 to 783 and encodes 260 amino acids. Gene Ontology annotation, biological process: regulation of transcription by RNA polymerase II; apoptotic process; protein tetramerization. The transcript has 9 exons. NCBI's taxonomy places the organism in Eukaryota, Metazoa, Chordata, Actinopteri, Mugiliformes, Mugilidae. Gene Ontology annotation, molecular function: RNA polymerase II cis-regulatory region sequence-specific DNA binding; DNA-binding transcription factor activity, RNA polymerase II-specific.
AUGUGUUUGUUGCUUCUGAAUGAUCAGGAGCUCGCAGAGGGCUUCGAUGAAAACCUCUUUGAGCUGCCCACUGACAUGUUACCUGAAGACGGUGUCACUCCCCCGGCUGUCACCGUCCCAUUUUCGGUGCUUCUCAACAAACUGUUUUGCCAGCUUGCAAAGACGAGUCCUAUUGACGUUCUGGUUAGUAAGGAGCCUCCCCAAGGAGCUGUCCUCAGGGCCACGGUGGUUUAUAAGAAGACUGAGGAUGUGGCAGAGGUGGUCCGUAGAUGUCCCCAUCACCAGAACGAGGACGCUGCUGAGCACCGCAGCCAUCUGAUCAGAGUGGAGGGCACUCAGUCUGCCCAGUACUGUGAAGACACGCACACAAAGAGGCAGAGCGUCACUGUCCCCUAUGAACCCCCACAGUUGGGCUCAGAAAUGACGACCAUCCUGCUGAGCUUCAUGUGCAACAGCUCCUGCAUGGGGGGCAUGAACCGCAGACCCAUCCUCACCAUCCUGACCCUUGAAACUCAGGACCUCCCCCGGCAGAGCGCCCCUCCUCCCGACACGGCAUCCACCAAAAAGGCAAAGUGCACCUCUAGUACCGAGGAUGAGGAACGGGAUGUGUUUGUUCUCCAUAUUCGUGGGCGGGAACGGUUUGAGAUGCUGAAGAAAAUUAACGACGGCCUGGAGCUGCUCGACAAGGAGAGCAAACCCAAGUCCAGGGGCCAUGCAAAAUUUCCUCAGCCCGCGUCUGGCAAGAGACUCUUGCAUAAAGGCGACAAAAGCGACAGCGACUGAGCUGCAAGUUGCCUUCAUCGUUUAAACCAGCAUCAUCUCUAUAUGCUUCCAGGCCAUCGGUUUGUUUCAAGUUUUUACUCGCCAUGAAAAAACCCAAAUCACGUCCUGCCUCAGAGUUUGAUCCUUUAACUGUGUUGCCUGAUCGGGUACUGUACCGUGCUGUACAGAGUUGUGCUGUUUUUUUUUUUUUUUGUUUGUUUUGUUUUUUUCCCACAUAUGCAAACAAAUAAAGGUUGAAUGGAUUGUGCUAGGGAGAGCAGUUCGUC